AAAAAAAAAUCAAAUUAUGUAAGAGAAAAAACUGCUAACGCGUACUCAUCUCUCAGUAAUGAUAAGGCGAAAUGGUAAGAAUGCUAAGGAUGUAUUGAGACGAUUCAUUAAACCGGUGGAAACAGAAGAGAAGACUGAUUUGUUUGCGGAGUUGUAUACGAAUUUGCAGGUAUCGUCCAAGCGAACGCUACCGUUGAGAAUCCCACCAUAUCUAGAAGGGCCAUUUCAAUUUCAUUCCAAGCACAACCAAGAUGAACUGUAUGUUGAGAUUCCUCGACUAUCAAUAACCAAGCUAUUGACUAAGAACUGGUGUGAGUUACAGAAGGCGUACGAAGUGUACGAAGGGUCAUUGAGCAAGCCGCAAACCAAGCAAAUGAAAUUAGGGAAUGAACACCACGAGAAAUUAGAAUUGAGUACUCACGAGUAUAAAGACGAAGAGCGGUUGAUCAAGUUUAUCAAUGAGCUACCGAGCAACGAGGUAUCUGAUAUUGGGACGGGUGAAUUUGAAUUGGGACAAGAGUGGUUUGAAAAAAUCAUUCUUCGGGUGUAUACGUUGUUGACCACCGGGUACGCACGAGAGAUGUUAGUGCAUGGGUACUUGGAUCUUGAACAGGGACAGUUCACCAAGGAUGGAGUAUUGGUAAGUGGGGUUAUUGAUUUCUUAAAGAUAGAAGGCGAUCAAAUGAGUGAGGAGGUUGAGUAUUACUUACAAGGGAAGACUCGGAUUGAAAUCGAUGAUUUCAUUAAAGAAAUGAAGAAAAUCAUCCCCAAGUAUCCGGAACAGGAGCUAGUGAUUGGAGAAAUGAAGACCCGGUCGUUCAGUCGCCUACCGAACCAGUCUUCGGUGAUUGAAGGAGCCAAAUUACAAGUGAGUUAUUACAGAAGGUUAUUGGAUAUAAUUUCGGGAGCCACCAGCUACCAAAUGAUGCUUACCAAUGCCAGUAGACGGCACCAGGACCUUGACCAGCCGAUUGGCCUCAAGCACGUAUUAAAGCUCUUGAUCAAGCACUGGUGGUUGAUUGGAGACGAUUUGAUGCAAAUGAAACUGGGGGUCUUCCGACCAUUGCCAACGCGUCCGUUGGCCAAUUAUGAUUUACAAAGCAUGAUUAACCGCCAGCAGAUCGAGGAACUCGAUCAGAUGAUGCAGGGGGAAAGCUGGUGGAGCCAGCUGCCACCGGUGCAAGAGAUAUUGGAGCCCUUUAUGGGACCAUGGCAACAGCCCUUGACACUAAGGUACUUUGCGCUUCGCAGUAGCCAUUUCUACCAAAUGUUGAGUCGAAUACCGGGACGAGACUUAGCUUUAGAGUAUCAUAAUAUCAAAACAGGACAAGUAUUCAGCAAACACCGAUUCCAGGCCAACGACGCCCAAGUCAGCAGCGAGUUGAAUAACGCCAGCAAAUUUUGGAAUGGGUCUAAGCGGAUACCGGAACCGGUUGAUGAUUUGAGUAAAUGCAACUACUGUCAGUACGAGGUCAAGUGUGCCAUACCUCGAAUGGCCAAGCAGACCGUGGGCGACAAGUCCAUUGGCGAUCUCAUCCAUCACUUCUUACAUCCAUAAUGUCCAAUAUCAUCAAAAGAAGUUAAUUUCAAUUAUUAGAAUUAUUUCUUCUGCAGACAUCGAUUCAAUUUCUGGGAUUCGUUUACCACGUAUACCUAUUUAAAGAUCUUCUUUUGCCGUAUACGUGGAGAUAAAGUCCCAACUACAUACUUCUCAUAAAUAAUUACUUGUAUUAAUAUAUACUUGGAUACCAC
Messenger RNA from Hyphopichia burtonii NRRL Y-1933, 1752 nucleotides. RefSeq names its product Dem1p (gene DEM1). The record is from RefSeq and is a predicted model, not a curated record. Gene Ontology annotation, biological process: interstrand cross-link repair. Bases 59 to 1558 code for a protein of 499 amino acids. Gene Ontology annotation, cellular component: mitochondrion; nucleus. The transcript has a single exon. Gene Ontology annotation, molecular function: single-stranded DNA 5'-3' DNA exonuclease activity. NCBI's taxonomy places the organism in Eukaryota, Fungi, Ascomycota, Pichiomycetes, Serinales, Debaryomycetaceae.